Messenger RNA from Daldinia caldariorum, 3905 nucleotides. RefSeq names its product glycerophosphodiester phosphodiesterase GDE1. The transcript has a single exon. The record is from RefSeq and is a predicted model, not a curated record. The coding region runs from base 342 to 3446 and encodes 1034 amino acids. Gene Ontology annotation, molecular function: glycerophosphocholine phosphodiesterase activity; protein binding. Lineage: Eukaryota; Fungi; Ascomycota; Sordariomycetes; Xylariales; Hypoxylaceae. Gene Ontology annotation, biological process: glycerophospholipid catabolic process.
AGUUUACCUCGUAACGAAGUCCCCGAGUGGUCAUCUUCGUAUAUCGAUUACAAGGGAUUGAAAAAGUUGAUUAAGGCGGCUACGAACGCCGCAAAUGCGGGAGAGGAUGUAGAUCUAGCAGGUGGGCUAACUUCUCGACACUACGUCGAAACCCUUUGCAACCCCCUAACCUGAUAUGCACAGAGUUUUUCUUCGCUCUGGACCGUAACCUCGAAGAUGUCGACACCUUCUACAACAAGAAGUUCGCCGAGGCCCAUCGUCGUAUCAAGCUUCUCGAGGAUAGGUACGGUAGAAGCCCGGGCGUCGUCGCGGAGUUGGACGAACAGGAAAGUGAGGAGCUUAUGGGAGCUUUGCUCGAGCUUCGAAACCAGCUCCGCAAUUUACAGUGGUUUGGCGAAAUAAAUCGCAGAGGCUUUGUUAAGAUUACAAAAAAGCUCGAUAAAAAAGUACCGAACACGACCACCCAGCAGCGAUACAUCACGACCAAGGUCGACCCUAAACCGUUCGCCAAGGAUACCACGGUUGUACGACUAAUCAAUGAAAUUAACAAGUGGCUCUCCGCGCUUGGAGAUGCGCAGAACUUCGACGAUGCUAAGUCGGAUAAGUCUACGCGCUCGGUGCGUUCGCUCGGAAGAGUGACCACGAAGGCCAUGUUAAAUGUUGCGCAGCCUGUUUUGGACCAGUUAGACGCCGCGAUUCGCAAGGACGAUGUCGCGACGUUGCAAAGUAGCUUGGCAAGCGAAAAGCUGGUGGUAUCCGAGCAGGCUUCUCAGGAAAUAGUACUUAAUCUCCUGCAGCGUUCCAUUUCCGCCCGGUCGAAGGCUUGCCUUGCCUAUCUUCUGGGGAAAACCAAGACGCUAGACGAGCCAGGGGACAUAAAUGAGCGGAACUGCGUCCACCGCCUAGUUAUCCACAUCGGUCGGAGUAAAUCAUCACAAGUUAGCGAUCUAGAACCUAACGCCGUCUCGCUUCCGAUAAAGUCUCACUUUCAUAGCCACUAUGUUGCGCCACCCCAGACUAACGGUUCCACGACGGUACGACCAGCAAACGGCAGCGAGACGCAAUUAUUGAGCAAAGACGACGAGACAGUACAGCUUUUGUGCUAUCUUCUUGAUUCCCUCCAAGGGGAGCAGCGCCGUGCGUUGAUAGCUAAGGACUCGCUAGAACGUAUACCUCUGCAUUAUGCGGCGCAAUUUGGUAUCGUCGUACUCUGCCAGGUUGUCAUGGCGAAAAUGCAGGAAUGGGGACAGUUCAACGUUGAAGAUGGAAUUGAUGCUCCCCAGUGGCAAGAUAAAGAAGGAAAUGCGCCGCUCCACCUUGCAGUUAUAGGGGGUCAUCCAUUGACUACAAAGUGCCUUUUGCAGGGAGAGAGUUGGCAGGGUCCGACCCAUUCAGAGGGAGCUGCCAGGAAAUCCGUGUCCCAAUCGAGCGCUGUGCUGGCACUGGCCACGAAAGCAAACUUCGUAUACAUCGUACGAUUGCUUGUGGAGGCCGGCAUAGAUAUCAACUGGCAGGACGAAACAGGGGAGACCGCGUUGCAUAUUGCUGCUAGAUUUGGACAUGUUGAGUGCGCCAAGAUCCUAAUUGAGGGUUCGCCCGAGCAGAAGGUGAAGUUGGAGUUGGCAGAGAAGUCGUUCGCAUGGACUCCUCUACACAUAUCAGCCGUGGAUGGCCAUCUUCCCGUAGCGCAAUUGCUAGUGGAAGCCGGAGCGGAUGUUGGGAAAACAGACUCGUUUGGGUGGACCGCCAAGGAGCACGCAGCUUUACGAGGACAUCUGAAUAUUGCGAAUCUACUCGCGGAACAUGAAACUAGCUCACCAUCCCCGAAAAGCGCGGAGGAAACUCAAGCGCAGCCUCCGGUCUCGUCCUCCCCUCCAGAAACUUCGUCUCUGGAAGACCGAAAAUCAGAUGGGAGCACCCGGAUCACGGAGCCUAUUAAAUCUUUCGGUCAUCGUUAUCUGAAAGAUAGCAGCCUUGUGAUGGUGAGCUUAGGAUCUAUGGAUAUGCGUAGAAAUAUCGAGGCUGUUAAGCUCGAUCGGGUCCCUUUGGCAGCAGCACAUACGAACCAACUGGAUACGGCCCUAUCCAUCGUAGUUUCAGCACACGGGGCUCAGGGGGAACCAACUAUCGUCGAUCUACCGGUCCAUGAAAACAUAUCUACUGAACCGAUCUUGUUUACUACUUCAGAUGCCUCAAACGUUAGGCUGCUCUUCGAUAUAGUGCCUACCUAUUCCGGUAAUGAGAAGAACAAGAUUGGCCGCGCGGUAGCAUUACUAUCAUCAGUCCGCCCGUCACUUGGGACGAAACGAAUGAACCUCCAGGGCGAUGUGUGCGUACCGAUCUUGGGAGCAAAUCUAGAAGUUAUCGGGGCCGUCAACUUUAACUUCCUCAUCAUUACGCCAUUCUCACAUCCAAACAUGGAAAUCAACUCGCACCAGACGUAUUGGAAGAAACUGUCUUCUACUAUGGUCUUCGGGCAUCGUGGACUUGGCAAGAAUUUCCUUGAGAAUAAAUCCCUCCAGUUAGGUGAAAAUACCGUCUCAUCAUUCAUUGCCGCGGCCAACUUGGGAGCUCAUUAUGUUGAAUUCGAUGUCCAGCUCACUAAAGAUCAUGUGCCUGUCAUCUAUCACGAUUUCUUAGUGAGCGAGACAGGUAUAGAUGCACCGGUUCAUACGCUAACCCUGGAGCAAUUCCUUCAUAUCAAUAACGAGUCACAGCCGCGAUCUGGAAAAGAAUCGCCCGAUAAGAAUGGGGACAAUACCAAUGGCAACGGUGCAAAAGAUCCCGGAACCAGGCAAAGAUCUCUUUCCGUGGACCUGGCCAAGGGCGUGAAGAACAACCUCGACGAGCGCAUGAAAUACACGCUCAAUUUCAAGAAGAAGGGCUACAAAGCGAAUACCCGAGGCAAUUUCGUCCAAGCACCGUUUGCCACGCUCGAGGAGCUCUUCAAAAAGAUACCGGAAAACGUGGGGUUCAACAUCGAGAUGAAGUACCCGAUGCUGCUGGAGAGCGAGAAGGAGGACAUGGACACGUACGCGAUCGAGCUGAACUCGUUCUGCGACACGGUCCUGAACAAGGUGUACGACCUGACGCGGAACCGGCACAUCAUCUUCAGCAGCUUCAACCCGGACAUAUGCCUGUGCCUGAGCUUCAAGCAGCCGAGCAUCCCGAUUCUAUUCUUGACGGACGCGGGCAGCGAGGAGGUGAGCGACAUCCGGGCCAGCAGCCUCCAGGAGGCGAUCCGGUUCGCGAGCCGCUGGAACCUGCUGGGCAUCGUGAGCAACGCCGAGGUGUUCGUCAACAGCCCCCGGCUGGUCAAGGUGGUGAAGCAAACCGGGUUGAUCUGCGUCAGCUACGGGGUUCAGAAUAAUGAUCCUACUUUGGUCCAGGCAAGUUUUUUCUUCUUUUUUUCUUUUCUUCUUCUCCUUCUCCUUUUUUAUAUAUGAAAUUCUCAUCAUGAGGAAUUGGUUAAUACACCUCCAUAUAAAAAAGUAAGUGAGCUAGAUGCUAACGAUUAUUUUACUAUUGUAGCGACAAGUCAAAGAAGGCAUCGAUGCGGUGAUCGUGGACAAUGUCCUUGCGAUUCGUCGGGGAUUGACGAAGGGUGAUUGAUCAAGACUGAACAUUGCAUAUAUCGAUCGGGUAGGUUGUUAGACCUAUUAGACCUUGCUAGACUUGUUAGACUUGAUAAUGAGUACCUAAGGUAGAGAUAUAUGUUAAGAUAUUAAAUUAAGACUAUCUUUGCAGGCAGUUUGGUGAUGACUUGUUUGUUUUGUGUUGACCUGGAUAUUACUAUACUAUAUCUUGUAGUGUGUUGAGGCUAAAAGGUAAGUAAGUAUAGGAUGGGCUCUUAUUAGUAGAGGUAGAGGUAGAGGCACUAAUCUACCCUGACGGUUGACCUAAUA